AAUCGAAUCAAAAUUCGAACGACUCGGCUGUUCACACUUACAAUUCUUAUUUCGCCGAGUGUUUUUCGUUAAAAGUUUAAAGUUUUGUUUAAAGUUUAUUGUAAAAAAAACAGAUAUUAGUUGCAUUAUUCAAAAAUAACACACUUUCGAGGACAACACAGUUUUUGAAUAAUUUUGCAUAUUAGAAAGUUCUAGGUUCUACAUAGCCAUGGCCGAAACAGAGACGAAGCCCCAUCCCGAGCACCACGAUGAGGAUGUCCACGAUGCCAACUACCAGGCGCCGCCGGAAAAGACUAUUGAGGAGAUAAUGGCCGCCGAUCAGGAGGACGAGAGCUUGCGUCGCUAUAAGGAGGCACUUUUGGGCGCCGCCCAGACCGAGAAAAUUAUUGUUGAACCUAAUGAUCCCCGAAAAGUGAUCGUGAAAAAACUUGCCCUCGUCGUAGAAGGACGUGAUGACAUGGAAUUGGAUCUUACCGGUGACCUUACUCAGCUCAAAAAGCAGCUUUUUGUGAUCAAAGAAGGUGUUCAGUACAAGGUGCGCAUAGAUUUUAUUGUGCAACGUGAAAUUGUCCAUGGCCUUAAGUAUGUGCAAAAGACUUCUCGCUUGGGAGUUAAUGUUGUGGUUGACAAAAUGAAGCAUAUGGUUGGCUCCUAUCCGCCGAAGAAGGAAAUUCAAUUUUAUUUGACGCCCGCCGAGGAGGCUCCCUCAGGCACAUUCUCCCGCGGCACCUACUCGGUCAGUUCGGUCUUCACGGAUGACGACAAGCAUAUACACCUGGAGUGGGACUGGACCUUUGAGAUUAAAAAGGACUGGGCCUAAGAAGCACAUCAAGUAGCACACACACACACACACACACACACACGACAUACGCUUUUUGUUUUCCCCAACAUGUCUUGUAAAUGAGUUUAUUUUUGUUCCAAAAGUGUAAGCGCGAUUUUCCAAAAUGUAAUUGAUCGUCAAGUAUUUUUGUUAACGGUAUUAAAUUAAAAAUAUUUUUGUAUGUAAAGUGUAAUGAAAAACCA
Drosophila subpulchrella is the source of this 1023-nucleotide messenger RNA. It is a transcript of the gene RhoGDI, whose product is annotated as rho GDP-dissociation inhibitor 1. The record is from RefSeq and is a predicted model, not a curated record. The transcript is spliced from 6 exons. NCBI's taxonomy places the organism in Eukaryota, Metazoa, Arthropoda, Insecta, Diptera, Drosophilidae. The coding region runs from base 209 to 820 and encodes 203 amino acids. Gene Ontology annotation, cellular component: cytosol; membrane; cytoplasm. Gene Ontology annotation, molecular function: protein binding; Rho GDP-dissociation inhibitor activity. Gene Ontology annotation, biological process: Rho protein signal transduction.